UUUAGUCACCGGCAGUCACCCGUCAACUCGGAGUAGGAUUCAAUUUGGAAAUUUCCAGAAAAUAACAAAACUAACGUAAAUAAAUAUUGACAAAGUCUGCUAUUUACAAAACAAAACAAAACACAAUGUCCGCCGACGAAGCACAGUUCGACAACAUAUUGCUAGCCGUAGCAGAGAAGCAUCGAGGCGGAGUGCCCGACUUUCUGCAUACAUUGGCCAGCUUCUUGCGUCGAAAGACAGACUUCUACACAGGCGCCAAGCAGGAUGAGUGGGAGAAAUUGCUACUGGAUGUGUUCCGCAAGGAGGCCAAACUGGCUGUAGCUGCCCAUGAGGAAAAGGUCAAAGCACGCCAAGCUACGCAGCGUUUAAAGGACGAAAAGGAGCGAGUAGAGCGUGAGGCGCGUCAAAAGGAAAUGGAUGACAAUAAGAUUUGUGAUAUUAGCGACGAAGAAGCCGCUGCCAUUAUCAAAGAGGAGGAGGACAAAAAACGUCAGCAGCUCUUAGAUGGAGCUGGUGGUGAUUCGGCGCGAGUUUCAGCAACCAAUGAGGAAAUCUCCAAACCCAUUGAAAAGGCGGAGGAUGAAAGCGAAAAGGAUGAAGUGGGCAAAUUGCAGCCAAAUUCUGGCAAUGGCUGCACUCUGGAGAAAUACAUGUGGACGCAAACGCUGCAGGAGGUGGAGCUGAAGAUUCCCUUCAAUGUGCCAUUCGCUUUGCGUGCCCGCGACAUUGUGGUCAGCAUUGGCAAGAAGACAUUGAAGGUGGGCCUCAAAGGUCAAGAGCCGAUCAUCGACGGCGAGCUCUGUGCCGAGGUCAAGCAGGAGGAAUCGCUUUGGGUGAUCCAAGAUAGCAAAACGGUGCUCAUUACACUCGAGAAGAUCAAUCGCAUGAAUUGGUGGAGUCGCUUAGUUACCUCCGAUCCGGAAAUAUCGACACGCAAAAUCAAUCCAGAAUCGUCCAAGCUAUCUGAUCUGGAUGGCGAGACGCGUAGCAUGGUUGAGAAAAUGAUGUACGAUCAGCGUCAAAAGGAGAUGGGCUUGCCCACCAGUGAGGACCGUAAGAAACAGGAUAUACUAGAGAAAUUCAAGCAACAGCAUCCCGAAAUGGAUUUCUCCAAAUGCAAAUUCAAUUAAGAUGCAGGACAUUCUUUCCAAUAUUCCACACGUUUCAUCUAGUUCAGUAUCUAACACACAGACUCAAAUACACCCACACUCACACACAGCUCACAGCUCUACACUCACACACGCUCACAUUUGAAAUGUGCUUAGCAUUUUCUAACACUAACACACAUAGAUUAAAGGCAAUUUAUUAAACAUGUGAAAUAAAAC
Molecule: messenger RNA, 1325 nt
Organism: Drosophila hydei
Lineage: Eukaryota; Metazoa; Arthropoda; Insecta; Diptera; Drosophilidae
Gene: nudC
Product: nuclear migration protein nudC
Exons: 5
Coding region: 126-1130 (334 amino acids)
Biological process (GO): protein folding
Cellular component (GO): cytoplasm
Source: RefSeq, a predicted model, not a curated record